Molecule: messenger RNA, 1065 nt
Organism: Ramularia collo-cygni
Lineage: Eukaryota; Fungi; Ascomycota; Dothideomycetes; Mycosphaerellales; Mycosphaerellaceae
Product: related to tyrosinase
Exons: 6
Coding region: 1-1065 (354 amino acids)
Molecular function (GO): oxidoreductase activity
Source: RefSeq, a predicted model, not a curated record
AUGUUCUCGCGCACGCUACUUCCAUUACUCCUUGCCUGUACGUCAGUACACGGCGCAGCGAUCAACCCUCGCCAAUCGGCCAAGACGCAAGUGGACAAUCUCCAUGGCCAGUAUGUUGCAAGCACGGAGGCUGCCCUGGGCGGCACCUGUACCAAGGAGAACAUUGCCACCAGGAAAGAAUGGGGCAACCUGUCCGAGCAAGAGAAGCUCGACUUCAUCUCAGCAGUUCAAUGCAUGCAAGACCUACCAUCACAACUGGCCWCGGGCUUCUACCCAGAUGCCAAGAACCGUUGGGAUGACUUCAGCGUCGCUCACACCCUCAACACAGCAGACAUUCACUGGUCCGGCCUACUACUACCAUGGCACAGACACUUUGUAUGGGUCCUGGAGAAGACCAUGCGGGAGGAAUGUAGCUAUCCCGGCUACAUGCCUUAUUGGGAUUACAGCAAAUACCUCGACCAACCCUUCGACAAGAACCCCCUCUUUGAUGGCUCGGAAACAUCCAUCGGCGGCAACGGAACUGGUCCGAACAAUUGCAUUGAAGAUGGACCUUUUGUCAACUUUACAGUGAAUAUCCCACCGCCUGAUGACACGGCCAGUAUUCAGCCCAACCCACGUUGUAUCAAGCGGAACAUCAAACCCGAGGGCUAMAUGCAGAAGUGGUAUUCGUAUUCGAAUGUUUCGGAUCUACUAUCCAACCACGAUGACAUCGUCUCCUUUCACUACGAACUCGAAAAGACGGACGGAUAUCACAGUCUCCCUCACACAUAUGUUGGCGGUCUACAGGACAACAUCUACGUAUCCUCUCAAGACCCAUUCUUCUUCUUCCACCACGCAGCCAUGGACCGUAUGUGGACCAUUUGGCAAGCCCUGGACUUUGACACCCGAACCUACACCUUGGAUUCCGACACCUAUUUCCCGCUUCGAACAACAGCUUUCAAUUUCAUUGGAGUUCCAGAGGCUCAACUCGAUACUGUUCUGUAUAUGUCGCCGAUUUUCCAGAAUUAUACGAUUCUGGAUGCUAUGACCGCUACGAGCAAUAUUUACUGCUAUAAGUACGACUAG